Molecule: messenger RNA, 1422 nt
Organism: Physella acuta
Lineage: Eukaryota; Metazoa; Mollusca; Gastropoda; Physidae
Source: RefSeq, a predicted model, not a curated record
CUAAAAGGUAUUGACAACAAUUUAGCUGUUGAUUCAUUUAGCUAUGUAAUGCUGUAAUGUAAUUUUGUAAACGUUUGAGAACCUCCCAGGAUACAGUGAUCUAUCAGGCUUGUCAGCCUGGCACCUAACGGUCCAUUAGCACCAGUCGGCUGCCUGCCAAAACCACUUGACUACGGGCAGGUUUGGUCUUUAAACUCACAGAACUGGAGCAGAAUUAUGCGAUGUAGGUCCGAAAGUGCGCUCAGGUUUUCAGCUUCGAUGCUUCAGUAUUCAUUUAAUUUAAAAACAGAUGAAAAUCGAGUCUGGUUGGUGCUACAUUGUAAACAUCGAAGAUUUUAGAAGCUGCAAACAUUGUUCUUGUUAUAUAGGACCGAUAGCUAUACAACUUACAGCACAUUUUCUGACUAAAUUAUAUAAUUUUCAUUAAAAAUGCGAAACUCGCCCUGGAUACACCAGCGGGGGUCAGAUUCAGCGCCCCCUGUCUCGAGACCACGUGACCCACCAGCCAUCUCCCUGAGCGAGCAGGACGAGAUGGUGGAGCGCGUCUCCCGGCCGACAGAGAGCGCCCUCUACCGUCAGUCUCUGUACUGGAAGCUCGACUCCUACAUGGACCGCGGGUUCCACUCCUGGACCAAGAUGGACUUGUUCACCGACAGCAAGAACAGCAUGUACACGCCCGAGGGGAGCAUCAAAAAAACCUGCAAGAUCCGCCCCGUUCAGAAAGUUGAAAAUCGUCUGCCGCAACUACGUAACAACCAAGGCGCUGGUUUAGUUAAUCUAAACGUCUUCGCUAAACCCAGACUUUACUGUGAUAAUGGUGACAAUGUUAACGGUUCCACGAACAGGGACGGGGCGUGGUCAAGUUACAUGCAAGCCUGUGAGACGCCAGGCGCCAGUUUUACAUCACGCGGGAGCUGGAGGCGAAGGGAGCCUCACUUCCUGUCACGUUCGCACGAGUGUCUUUUCGUGUCUUCGCCUAGAAGAGCUCCAGGACAGUCACUUCCUUUAAUUGGGAAAGCGGGAUAACUUGAUUAAAAAAUUUAACUCACGUAGACAUUUGGCUUUCGUCUUACUCAUAGAGCACUAAAAAUAAAUUACUUUCAAUUUUAUUGAAGAAGCCGACUUUAUAUUAAACAUCUGUCCAAAUGUUGUAUUGCAAAUGACCACUAAUUAAUAAACUAAUUAUCAAAAUUAUAAUGAAAUCUAAAUUUAAGCAAUCAACACAGCAAGAAGGUUUAUAAUUCACAUACAUCACCACAAUAUGAUUUUUUAAAAUGUCAUAUGGAUACAUAAACUAAAGAUAAAUAAAGUUAGACACUUGGUUUGUUUUAAUUUAUUCUGAAGUUGAGAUGGAUAAUAUUAGAAACACAAUUUUUGGUUUUAAGACUUUUACCACAUUUUAAAAUAUUUUGAAAAAAUAAA